Molecule: messenger RNA, 2251 nt
Organism: Fusarium redolens
Lineage: Eukaryota; Fungi; Ascomycota; Sordariomycetes; Hypocreales; Nectriaceae
Exons: 5
Coding region: 77-2017 (646 amino acids)
Biological process (GO): defense response
Molecular function (GO): metallopeptidase activity
Source: RefSeq, a predicted model, not a curated record
CAAGUUGCUUUCAACCCACAGUCUUUUCUUUUCUGUCGUUCUUUUCGUUUCCAUCACGUUCAUUGAAUCAAUCAAGAUGAUUGUAUUUCAUCUACUUUCUUUCGUUUUAUGGGCUUGUCUGGGACAAGCCACCUUGACCCCUCGUAAACCGUUCGAUACCGCAUUCUAUGUCUUCAAUGGAGCCUGGCCAUGUUCCGAAGAUCAGCUCAAGACAAUCUCCGGGGCCAUCGACGAGGCACAUGAUCUUGCCAAGGCUGCUAUCAAUAUCCUUUCAAAGCCUGAAUCCGAACAGUCCAUCGCCUUCGAGUCUUGGUUUGGAACAAGCAACGGCACCCCUGAUAGAAGGGACAUCAUUCUCAAGAGACAUUUCCAGGCCGUUUUGGACAAUCUAGUCCCAUCCACCGCCGCCGCCCAAUUCCGACUCUCUCACAGCCCAUUCCUCAACCCCCAGCAAGGUUUCACCAUCACCGAAUCCUCUCUAGUCUACGCUUGCCCUCCUCCCGCCUCCCCGGUUUGCGAUGGCAAUACAGUCGCAGCUGUUCAAAGCGCAACCGGUUCUAGAGCAGCAGUAUUCGGAGCCACGCUUCUCGUUCUUUGCCCCGACUUCUUCGGAAACAAGCCUAAUCUCUCGAGUGCUGUGGAGUUGUGGAAAUCGGAGCAUACGCUGGGUGACAAUUUGUCGCCUGGGUUUGCACUCGUCCACGAAGUCCAGCAUAUGAUCCAAGCGACAGAAUCAGAAGAAGAACGCUGUGAUGAUUUACAGGAUCCGUUUGAGGACAACAAGGAUUGUUACUCAGCUAGCUGUUGCUUCCGACUUUCCGAUGCCCAAAAGUUGAAGAACGCUCAGAACUAUGCAAUCUACGCACUUGAUGUUUUGGCUUUCCCUGACACUGCAGGUUCUCCGUCAUCGUCUUGCAACCUCCCCCAGAAGCGUGAAGAAGCAUCUUUCUCGAACCUCUUCAAGCGUCAAGCACAGCCGUUACCGGAAUCUGUGCCUCCAGUUCAGCCUGCUCCUUUCCAGAACACAUCCGCCAGCUUCCUUACCUUUCCAAGGACAAGCACUGAACCUUUGUCCUCAGGUGUUCCUGUGACUCCUACCAGCAACGUUACUACGCCAGGCGGGGUUACUACAGAACCGGUUACAUCUGGUAGCCCUAUCACCACUUCAUUCACCGAUACCACGGCCACGUCAUCGGCAGCACCAACUACGACCGUCAGCGGCGGUGCCACAGUCGUAGUACCUGUCGGUGCAGUUGUUGUUGGCGGACCCGGAGGCGGCUUCAUCUCUGUUGGUGGAGCUUUGAUCCCCGUUGCUGCUGGUGCUGUCAUAACUGCCAAGCCAGAGGAUGAACAGAAGCCGACAGACCCGGAUGACAGGUCGAAAGAGCCUACGACCACUCCAACUCCUACUUCUACUUCUUCUUCUACUGAGUCCGAGCCAUGCAGUGCACCAACAACAACAGCUACGUAUGGUUCAGAAGGAAGCGCUGUCUGUCGUGAUUUAUCUGGGAUGAGUGACGCAGAGCUCUUGCAGCUCAUCCCAGAGUUUGGCAAGGUCAGCUCUUCAGCUGAGCCUGUACCAACUUCGACACCUGGUACGUCUAAUACUACCAUGAUCAUCUCAGGCACGCCUUCGCCCUCAACCUUUGUGACGACAGUAUCUCCCAAGCCAGAAGUUCCGACAUCCACAGUAAACACCACUUCAAUCCUUGUGACACUUCCAGCCCCCGACGGCUCAAGCACGCUGGCAACUGUUCCGACGAUCCAAACUACUGUUCCGUUUAUCGGUGAUACGACCAACUGCAACUUGACAAACAAUGCGGUACCGGAGUGUCAGAACUUGGUUAACGGAAAGAGGGCUUGCCUUUACUCUCAGCCCAAGGGCUUUUUGUGUGUUGCAGACUGUCCUGCCGGGGAUCCUUGCCCGCAAACCUGCCAGUCAAUGAAAUACAAGGGUGGCUAUUGUAGCAAUGGGUCUCCAUCUUGCGUGUGCUCAGAUGACGAUCCCACUGCUUGAUCAUACCGGUUGCAAAUUCUGCCAUCCUACGACCUUCGGAUCCUUCAUGGUAUUCAAGAACUGUACAUAUGCAAAGUUUUAGGUAGAUGAGAGAGUAACGAUGUUCCACACGGAGUUCGUAGCUAAAUCUCUGGUGUUUUGACGGAUGAUAUUCCACCUCAUUGAAAACGUACUUCACCAACUUGGAUAGUCUCGAGUGAGUAAAUCGAACUCACGAAAGAAAGAAUUCUAGAG